GUCAAAGCAAAUUGCAAAGUCGUCACAGUUUCACACAAAUCCCGUGCUAGUGAACGGCUUGAAAAGUUUUUAAGCCGAAAAAAACCAGUGAAAAUGUUUCGAAAACUUCCUUCAAACCUAGUCAACACACUGUCGAAGCGAAGCUUCGUAUCUAUAAACCAUCCGCGGCAGAGUAGUGUAUUUGGGCCAAAGGAAUCAAAAGAAUUCCACUCCCGAUCCCCAGAGCAGAAUGAAGACCGGAAUCACAACAAAUCCGCCGGGUGUAAAGCGCGCCACUUCCCACUGAAAUUCAUCGCCGCAAGUUCCUUCCUGUCGUGGUUCAGCAAAAAGGAUGACGAAGAUUCACCGGAGAACCAACUUAUCAAAACCAUCAAAAUGUCCAUUCUGAACAUCCAAAGAGAGGACUACCGGAAGGCCGAACAGAUGCUUCACAUUGCGUUGAAGAUGGCCCAGGAUCUGCAGAGCAAGGAUGGGAUCACGUACAUCUACGACAUCAUGGCCAAUUUGGCCAUGGAGGUGGGCGAGUUUGCCAAGGCGGAAAAGCUUUUCGUGAAUGUGAUGCAGCGACUAUUUGCCGAUGGAUUCGUUGAAGAUCACAUCAAAAUGCUGCACAUCAGUUCGAAAAUCGCUCACAUAGCGCAGCUGCAGGGACAUCUCGAUAAGGCCGUCCAGGGGUUCGAGUGGACUCUGGCCAAACUGGAGGAAAAUCUCAAGAAGGCCGGAGACGAUAAGGAGAUUAUGGAGCUGUGGGGCAUUACCAAGAACUGGUACGCGCAGCUACUGAUGGAGUUGAAAAGGUUCACGGAAGCACGGGAUUGCUUUAGGCAGGCGUACGAUGCGUAUACGGAAAUCCACGGGAAGCUGACGGAGGAAGGGUUGACCAUACUAAACAACCUGAGUGUGGCAUGUUCUAAUCUGGAAGACUACGCCUCGGCGGAAAAGUAUCUCAAGGAAGCGAUCAGCUUGGCCUCCAAAAUACCGGACCUGUCGGAGGAGGGUGUCUACCGGGCCAACUUGGGACUGCUGUACCUUCAGCAAGGCUUGCUCAGCCAGGCGAAGGAGUUCUGUUCGUUCGCCUGGAAGUACGGCAAGCAGCAUAGUCAUGAAGAAACUGUGAUACAGGCCAACUACUGUCUGGAGCAGAUAAAGGCCAUGCAAAAGUAACUAAGUAACUAGUAACAUAUUUAUUUUCAGUCAAGUGACGAUCAUACAAUGAAUCAAGUGCACUGCUUGUUGGAGAAAAUUUGAACGAUGUUUUAAGAAUUUGCAAUGUUUUCUGAUGUCCAGAAUAUAUUUUAAAAAAUGUUUCACGAGCAA
Molecule: messenger RNA, 1317 nt
Organism: Aedes aegypti (yellow fever mosquito)
Lineage: Eukaryota; Metazoa; Arthropoda; Insecta; Diptera; Culicidae
Gene: Ttc19
Product: tetratricopeptide repeat protein 19 homolog, mitochondrial
Exons: 2
Coding region: 94-1164 (356 amino acids)
Biological process (GO): mitochondrial respiratory chain complex III assembly
Cellular component (GO): mitochondrial inner membrane
Molecular function (GO): protein binding
Source: RefSeq, a predicted model, not a curated record